This is a messenger RNA of Epithele typhae, 309 nucleotides long. Its product is annotated as fungal hydrophobin. Lineage: Eukaryota; Fungi; Basidiomycota; Agaricomycetes; Polyporales; Epitheliaceae. The record is from RefSeq and is a predicted model, not a curated record. The transcript is spliced from 3 exons. Gene Ontology annotation, cellular component: fungal-type cell wall. Gene Ontology annotation, molecular function: structural constituent of cell wall. Bases 1 to 309 code for a protein of 102 amino acids.
AUGUUCGCCCGCGUCGCCGCUGCCACUCUCCUCGCGCUCCCCGUCCUCGCGGCCGCCCAGUCGUGCUCGACCGGCCCCGUCCAGUGCUGCAACAGCGUCGAGUCGGCCUCUUCCCCCUCCGUCGCCGGCAUCCUCUCCGUGCUCGGAGUCGUGGUCCAGGACGUGACCGCCAUGGUCGGCCUCCAGUGCUCCCCGCUGAGCGUCGUCGGCGUCGGCUCCGGCAGCUCGUGCAGCUCCAACGCUGUCUGCUGCGAGAACAACAACGUCGGCGGGCUCAUCUCCAUCGGCUGCGUUCCCGUUGAGCUCUAG